AUGGAUGGUACCAUAGAGUGCGAAGCUGGUUUCAUGUCAUCUGACGGUUUUCUAUUUGGAGCUAUUGGAGCGGUGUCGCAUCUCAAGAAUCCAUGCAAGGUUGCUAAAGCUUUGGCUCUCAAUGGUGGUUACGAAGGUCUUAUCGCUCCCAUGGUUCUUGUCGGAUCAGGUGCAGAACAGUAUGCUGAAAGACAAGGGUUUCCCUUGUGCGAACCGAGCUCUUUGCUUGCCGAAAACACUAUGAAGAAGUGGGAGAAAGCGCGAAUCUCUUUGGAGAAAUCAAAAGACAUACAGAGUACCAGAAUGGACACUGUGGGAGCCGUCUCAAUUACUGACGACGUUGUAGAGGCUUGCACUUCCAGUGGAGGAAUCAUGCUCAAAGCUCCAGGCCGUUUGGGCCACUGUACCGUAUUCGGAAGUGGCAUGUGGGCGGAACGACGCAAUAGUAGAUGCAUUGGCAUCAGUGCUAGCGGGUGCGGUGAAGCUCUGAUAAGAGCGGAUUUUUGUAGAUCACUUGCUAACAAGCUGAUAAAUAGGGAUGAAGACGAACUUCCCUCAGAAAUUGUUCAUCGCUUUCUUGAUGAUAACUUUUUGAAAUCUACUGUGAUGGCACCGAUAGCAGCUGAUCGACGAUAUGCUGGAGGAUUAGUGUUAUUGCAGGAGGAUGAUCGUUAUGAAUUGAUCGUAUUCCAUAACACCACAGUGUUCCCAUUUGCUUAUCGACACGGAUCCGUCGUU
Messenger RNA from Strongylus vulgaris, 738 nucleotides. Lineage: Eukaryota; Metazoa; Nematoda; Chromadorea; Rhabditida; Strongylidae. The record is from the annotation of a GenBank genome assembly.